CAAAAGACAUAACAACAUCCCAUAGUGAAAGACAUAUAGUUCAAACACACAUUAAAGCAGGAUAACAUAGGUUUUAAUACCGCGCCAGUGGGAUUCAAACGGGCUGUUAUCCUUUAAACCAAACGCGGGAUUAUCCUGAAAAGCAAACGCGGGCUCAGGGACAAGAAAAGCGUGGAGGAGCGUACAAAAGCAGUUUGCAAAAACUGUUCCCGCCCUUCCUCCUUUUUGAACACGCUUCCUUUCCAAAUACAAUACGAGAAAAACAGAAUCUCAAAUCAGAAAUAUUCUUUCAGCUCCGGACCUCCUCCAUCCAUUCUCUUCUUUUGUCUGGGUUUUCUUCUCAAUGGAUCUCCAUCCCAGUCCCUUUCCAGUUAAAUAUAUGAAGCUUAAACCAACCAGGAAAAUCCCACAAGCCUCCAAAAUCAACAAGGUUGGACCUCUCGUUCAAAGUGAAAAACGAGUAUUUGGAACGGCCCGAAACCCCAACAUACCUCCAAAAACAGCACCCACAAGAGGAAAAACGGACAUGCAGAAAAAGGUAGCAAAACCUUCACAAUCUAUUAAGGACUCGUCCGGGCGAAAAAGCCCGUUAAUACCCAAGAAGAAAAGCGUGUGUUUUCAAGAAAACGAAAGAAAUGGAGAACUUUCUGGCGUAGAGCCCCAAACACCAGCAAAAUCACCCACUUUUCAGUCCAAGCCAAGGCUUUCGGUUACACCUUUUCACAGUGCAGAGAAAUGCAGCAAAUGCAGGUUUGACAGGCUCGAAACCUCAACAUAUUGGCUCUCUCAGAUCAGAUUGGCAGAAACUGUGGGGAAACACUCAGUUUCUGCUGUUUUCUUCCAGCUGGCAUUUGAUUGCCAGGCAGAGCCCGUUCGUAAUAUCCGACUCGAGUUCAAGAAGUACAUGCAAAGACACGAGCACUUGAAUGGGGAAGUAAAGUGGAAGAAGCUGUUGGUUAGCUAUGGCCUCGUGAAAGAAGAAAGCAGUACAGGCCGUCAAGAAGUUAAUAAGGCCGACUUGGAAGAAGAGAAUGCAACAAGUGAUCAUGGAAAUGGUGAAGGUAAGAAUUUGCUGAAUGAAAUGGCUGGAGAAAUCGAAACUUGAAUGUUUUAUGAAUAUGGUGUUGAACAGGGAAGGCUGCAAUGUCUAGUCAUUAAAUGUUUUUUGCAAUUAGUAAAAGAUAUUGACUUUGUUGUAAUUGUGCAAUUUGUCAUCCCUUUUUUAGUUGGUCACUGUUUAUUUGAAUUGUGAAAUCUGUAAUGGAGUGAAAUGCAUGUUUGUGGAGGUUGUGUUUCAAGCUUGUGUAGCGUGUUGUGUUGUAUGCAAUGUAACAUUUGAUGCUUAUGAAGUUCAUUUAAAAAAAAAAAAGUCAGAAUGGGUUAUAGAAU
Striga asiatica is the source of this 1389-nucleotide messenger RNA. Lineage: Eukaryota; Viridiplantae; Streptophyta; Magnoliopsida; Lamiales; Orobanchaceae. The record is from the annotation of a GenBank genome assembly.